Gambusia affinis (western mosquitofish) is the source of this 3302-nucleotide messenger RNA. Its product is annotated as probable G-protein coupled receptor 153. Lineage: Eukaryota; Metazoa; Chordata; Actinopteri; Cyprinodontiformes; Poeciliidae. Gene Ontology annotation, molecular function: G protein-coupled receptor activity. Bases 746 to 2773 code for a protein of 675 amino acids. The transcript has 6 exons. The record is from RefSeq and is a predicted model, not a curated record. Gene Ontology annotation, biological process: G protein-coupled receptor signaling pathway. Gene Ontology annotation, cellular component: membrane.
UGUCUCUGACUCACGAGCGCGCUUCAUCUGCCGGGAGCGCGCAUCAGUCAUGCUUCAUCCAUCGCGCGCCUCGCUUGCGUCGGAGGAUUUUGUCUUUUAUUCUGCAAUUAUCUUACCUGCUCUCACUGUCGCUCCGCUCAGCGCUGUUUCCAAAGAAAAUCCGAUGUUUGUUGUUCAAACAAGCCAAAAGACUCGAUAUUCUUUUUAUGUUUUGCCGUCCUGUGAAUGAAACAAAAAGACUGGCAAGACAAGGAGUAACUGGCUCCAGCUGCGGUGCUGUGGUGGGUUUCCUUUUUCUUUGUAGGUCAUUCUCUUAACUUAAUGCUGUCGACACUCCCGUCACUGUAUACAGCCUGAGGAUUUAAACGCAGGAAAGCCACUUUAAGGGACUUGAACUGACGAGACGAGGCAACCGCCUUUCAUUCGUGUGGAAAAAAAGAAAUUAUGAGAUGCUAGGAGACUGAUCAUCCUGCGGGGGGGAAAAAAAGGUUUAUGCAUGUAAGGGAACUGGCUCAGCUCUGCCAAUCCUCUCUUCUCACAUCCCACUGUGCCGCUCCACAAACACCACAUUUGCCUGCUGUCCUCAACCCAUGGAGAGUACACGCCCACCCAGAUAGGAUGCCGGCUUCGUCCGACGCGCUGCGUCCCCUCCUGCCCAUCGCCACCACCUCCUUCUCCUCACGUGUACCUGCUCUUGCUGACGGCCCCUCCCAGCCCUUCAGGCCGCGCCCCGCCCCGCACCAACAUGGUGGAUGAGAUGACCACUAUGAAGGAUGACGUCAUCAAUGCCAACACGCUGGCUUGGCUGGUCUGCUCGGGCGUGUCCAUCCUGGCCAACACUUGGAGCAUUCUUAGCGUCAGUGCUAAGCAGAAAAAGUGGAAACCGCUGGAGUUCCUCAUCUGCACCCUGGCAGGGACACACAUUCUCAACAUGGCUAUACCCAUCACCAUGUACUGCGUCAUAACGCUGCGGCGGCAGCACUCUAACUAUGAGUGGAACGAGGGUCUGUGCAAGAUGUUUGUCUCUACCUUUUACACGCUAACAUUGGUCACCUGCUUCUCGGUCACCUCGCUCUCCUAUCACCGCAUGUGGAUGGUCCGCUGGCCAGUGAACUACAGGUUGAGUAACACCAAAAAGCAGGCGGUUCACACAGUGAUGGGCAUCUGGAUGGUGUCCUUCAUCCUGUCCACGCUCCCAGCAGUGGGCUGGCACGACACCAUCGAUCGCUUCUACACCUCCGAUUGCAGAUUCAUUGUGACAGAGAUCGGCCUGGGCUUCGGCGUGUGCUUCCUGCUGCUCAUCGGCGGCAGCGUGGCCAUGGGCGUGAUCUGCAUCGGCAUUGCUCUCUUCCAGACCUUCUCCAUUCAGGCGGGCCAUAACGCCGACAAGAACAAGUUCAAUGUCCCGACCAUCGUGGUCGAGGAUGCUCAGGGGAAGCGCAGAUCAUCCAUAGACGGAUCAGAGCCUCUCAAAACUUCGCUGCAGAUCACUUACCUGAUCAGUGGCAUCGUCUUCAUCUACGACUUCCUGACUGGUUUCCCCAUACUGGUGGUGAGCUUUGCCAGUCUGAAGUUCGACCGCUCCUAUAACUGGAUGGUGCUGUGUGUGCUGUGGUGCUCCAUCGCUCAGUCCAUUUUGCUGCCCAUGUUCCUCUGGGCUUGCGACCGUUACCGGGCCGACAUCCGUAUGGUGUGGGAGAAGUGUGUCGCCAUCAUGUCCAACGAUGAAGUGGAUGAGGAAAACAGCCAAGAUGGAGGAAUUCAUGCCGACUUAAUAUAUGACAGACCAUAUGACUAUAGCUCGGCGCCUGAAAUCGUGAUGAUAGACCGUAAUGCCAAGUUUGAGUUCUCAACCUUAGAAAGGGGGGUUCUGCAAGGGUAUCCAUUGAGGGAACAACAGGAAGAUAAAAUGCAGUAUUUGCAGGUGCCCCCUACAAGAAGAUACUCCCACGACGAAACAGACAUGUGGACCAGCGACCUGAUCCCCUCAUACCUGCAGCGAUGGGGCUCCACCGAGGACGUGAUAGUGACUGCCCACUACAGCUCCACCUUGCCGCGCCGCGAGAGGCGCAGGAGCAGCCUGGUCUCCUACCACGAGGAGAGCCACUAUCACCACCACCCCCACCGCAAGCGGCGGCGAUCUGAGGACAACAUGCACUCCCUCAGGCACCUGCCUCGCAUCGUGUGCGGCGGGGAGCGCUACGAGGACGAGCUGUGGUGCUUCAGCCGCGACGAGGUGAUUAACUUUAUAGACGAGAUUCCCGUGCCGAGCCCCAGGAGGAGCCCACGCCGCACGUCCACCGUCUCCCUCAUCCCCAACAUGUACGAGCAGCACGCCAUCGUCCUUCCCCACUUUCCACUCACAGACUUCGAGCGGGAGCCCCAGGCACUCAGGCGGACCUCGGAGCACAAGAGGAGCGGCAGCAGCAGGGGCAACUCGCCAGAGGGCUCCCCCAAACCGGACCGGUCCCCUGGCAAGAUGAGCCACGGGGCUUGUGGCUCAGGGAAGGGCUGCAGUAAAGGCCAGCGUGACGCGGGACAGCAGGACAGAGGGGGCUCACCCCGACGCAGAGAGAGGACUGUAGGGCACUCUGGCAGCAGGCACAGGACAGGUGAAGGUGCCAUGUCCAAUGCUGGAGCUGAUUGGCUGAAGCAAAAGCACCUCAGCAAGGCUGAGAGUAAGGGCAGCACAAACAGUUUCCUAAGCACACCUUCAGCAUCGUCCUCGGGAUAUAUUACCUUUCACUCUGAUUCUGUUGGUUCCACCACCUGAAGCAAAGCACCCAUGUUGAUAAAAGUAGUAGGACGUAAUAUCUAGUUGAAAACCUCAGUGGGUUUAGAGAAGUGACAGGCUGGAACAUAUCGACCUUUUUACUUGUGCCAUUAUUCAGUUUUCUUAUCUAGCAGAGAUAAGCAUCUGCUAAUCCUAGAUGGCCUUAGGAACUUUGGACCUAUUUUUUGACUGGGCCUUGAUUUCAUGUGUGGGCUGGUGACAAUAUUGAUCAAUCCAGCUAUUUAUCUGUCACAAAGCAAAAUCUCCAGUGACAAACACUUUUCUGCCAGCACUGACACAAGGGAACUAUUUUUAAUUGUUGUGAUCAUUCCUGAACCUUGUUUCUGUCGUUUGGCUCUUAUAGGAGGAUAAAAUAUUUUCAUGUGGAUUGGUAAGGAUUUUUAUUACUAUGUUUUCUUUUGUCUUCUUUUAAAUUCUUGAACUUGAGUUGUGUUUUACUUGGCUUGUCAUGUAUUUUUGUUGUGUGGUACGAACACAAGCUUUCUUGAAUACAGUACAUUUUCCUUCA